This is a messenger RNA of Nylanderia fulva, 1686 nucleotides long. RefSeq names its product eukaryotic translation initiation factor 3 subunit L (gene eIF3l). Gene Ontology annotation, cellular component: cytoplasm; eukaryotic translation initiation factor 3 complex. NCBI's taxonomy places the organism in Eukaryota, Metazoa, Arthropoda, Insecta, Hymenoptera, Formicidae. The record is from RefSeq and is a predicted model, not a curated record. Gene Ontology annotation, molecular function: translation initiation factor activity; protein binding. Gene Ontology annotation, biological process: translational initiation.
UAAAAUCGACUCGUGUCUCGUGUUUGCGCCGCAUCUCUCGGAGAAAGAGAGAGGUUAAUUCUUACGAAGAUGUACGACGAUUACAACGAGUACGACGCCUACGACGAUUAUGGACCACCGGACGUGCACGAUCAGUACGAUCGGCCGAGUUACGGCAAGUGCCCGAGGUGGUGCGCCAAUUUCCUCGUCUUCUUACGCAAUUGCAUUAACGAGGGCAUGAUCUUCGAGAUACAGAAUUUGUACGAGAACUCGUUCCCCAAGAUCUCGGAACAGCUGUUUGAUAAGUCGCCGUGGCCGGACGCGACAACGAUCGCUCAUAUCGUUGACAAUGAUCCAGUCUUCCUUACUCUGUACAAGGAGCUUUAUUAUCGUCACAUUUAUGCGCGCAUGCAAGGCCCCACGUUGGAGCAGCGUCUCAACUCCUUUUACAAUUACUGCGAUCUCUUCAAUUAUAUCCUGCAUCCGGACACUCCGGUGCAACUGGAACUGCCUGAUCAGUGGCUCUGGGAGCUCAUCGACGAGUUUGUCUACCAGUUUCAAUCGUUCGCCCAAUAUCGCGCCAAUUUGUCCAAUAAGACGCCGGACGAGAUCGAGAAUUUGAAUGCGCACAACAAGAUCUGGGAUGUCUUGUGCGUAUUAAACGUCCUGCAUUACCUGGUCGACAAGUCUAAGAUCAAGAGCCAACUGGAGGUGUAUGCGAGUGGAGGUGAUCCAGAUUCGGUGGCUGGUGCUUUUGGCAGACAUUCUCUGUAUAAGAUGCUGGGCUACUUCUCGCUCGUUGGUCUCCUAAGAUUGCAUUCUCUAUUGGGAGAUUACUACCAGGCCAUCAAAGUCUUGGAGAAUGUGGAGCUUUAUAAGAAGAGCGCGUACUCCCAUGUACCCGGCUGUCAGAUCUCGACGGCGUAUUACGUAGGCUUUGCGUACAUGAUGAUGCGUCGAUAUGCAGAUGCGAUUAGAACGUUCUCCGGUAUCCUGUUAUACAUCCAACGUACGAAGCAGCUGUUUGCCACUCGAAGCUAUCAGAAUGAUCAGAUCAACAAGCAGACCGAGCAAAUGUAUCAUCUACUCGCCAUCUGUCUAGUUUUACAUCCGCAGUGCAUAGACGAGGGCUUGCAGCAGGCUCUGCGGGACAAGAACUAUCAUGAGAAGAUGUAUAAGAUGCAGUACGGCGAUCUCACCGAGUUUGAGAAUUGUUUCGUUUUCGCAUGUCCGAAAUUCCUGUCAUUGACACCGCCGAAUCCGGACAAUCCCAAUGAAGAUUACGUCCGUGAGGCCAUCAAGCAUCAGACCCAAGUCUUUAUGGACGAAGUGGUGCAGCAGAAAAUGUUGCCAACCAUCCGUUCAUACUUGAAACUCUACACGACAUUACCAUUGAGCAAAUUGGCCACGUUCAUGGGCAACAACACUAGGUCUGAUAUAGAAGGUUGGGAUCUGGACAAGGAAGUUAAUUCUUUGACGAUUCAUUUGUUGUGUUUCAAGCAUAAAAUGAAGAAUAUUGUUUGGACAAAAGGCACAUCGGGAUUAGACGGAAAAUUUCAAUCAGGAUCUGAGUUGGAUUUCUACAUCGAUCACGAUAUGAUUCAUAUCGCAGAUACAAAGGUAGCGCACCGUUAUGGAGACUUCUUCAUUCGCAAAAUAUUAAAAUUUGAAGAAUUAAAUCGUAAACUACAUCAUAUAAAAAUUUAA